Messenger RNA from Ciona intestinalis (vase tunicate), 1978 nucleotides. NCBI's taxonomy places the organism in Eukaryota, Metazoa, Chordata, Ascidiacea, Phlebobranchia, Cionidae. The record is from RefSeq and is a predicted model, not a curated record.
UACAAACCAGUACGUCUUGAAAACAAUUUUUUACGCAGACCAGUGGCACAUGGAUGGAUCUAAUUUUAACGUGAACUGUUUAUCGUAAAAAGACGUUAAGAUAUGUCGUUUUCUUAUGUUUUUCUUGCUCUAGGCAUAUUGGGUUCAGUAUGUCAUUCCCAAUCAUUGCAAUCAUAUUUAACUACAUCUCUUAAAGACAACAUAUGGCAACCACCUUUACCAGACAGACCGUUUAUUGGUGUAUGGAAUGUAGAUUCUAAUCGUUGUCUUACAAAAUAUAACGUGCCCAUUGAUUUAUCCUCAUUUGACAUAAUACAUAAUCCCAAUGAAGAAUAUGUGGGAAACCAAAUGGUGAUAUUUUAUGCCGCGUUGCUUGGUUUGUAUCCAAAGUAUGGUACAGAUGGACUGGCAGUUAAUGGGGGAAUUCCCCAAAACGGGAACAUUUCCGCACAUUACGAGAAAUGUGUUGAUGAUAUAAUGGCAAGGAUUCCUGAUUCGAAUUACAACGGAAUAGCCGUAAUAGACUGGGAAGCAUGGAGACCAAAAUGGGAGCGUAAUGGUUGGGGAAGUGGGCUUAUUUAUCAAAACAAAUCUAUUGAAAAAGUGAAAAAAGAACAUCCAAGUUGGCCACUGAAUAAAGUAAAAGCUCAAGCAAAAAUUGAGUUCGAGGAAGCAGCAAAAAGUUACAUGCUUGGUACUUUGAAUUUAGCAAGGUUGAUGAGACCAAAAGCACACUGGGGGUUGUACCUUUUUCCAGACUGCUACAAUUACGAUAAAACUGGUAAACGUAUGACUUGCACCACGAAAACUAUAAACAUGAACAAUGAUAUUCAAUGGCUGUUUGAUGCAAGUAAUGCUCUUUACCCUUCUACCUACCUGGGGCUUUGGUUUAAAAAUACAAAUGCUUCUAUGGAGUAUGUUGCCAACAGGGUAAAGGAAGCUUUACGUGUGGAUUUUGAUCGUAAAAACGACAUAAGCGCUCCAGUUUAUGUUUACAAUAAUAUAUUCUAUCGUAAAAGUUCAGAGUUUUUAACACAGAAAGACAUAAUUCAUUCCUCUGGCACUGCUGCUGUGUUAGGUGCAUCAGGUGUUGUGUUUUGGGGAGAUUCGAUCUGUAGUAAAACCAAAGAAAUGUGCGAGAACCUAAAAUACUAUGUAGAAAACAUACUGGGUCCUUAUAUAAAGUCAGCGUCAGAUAGUGCUGCCAUGUGUAGUUUAAAUACAUGUAAUGGCCAUGGUAGAUGUGUUGUGUCAAUUAAACAAAGAAAAUAUCCCCAGUCAAAAGUUGACGUCUCGUUUCUUAAAUUUAUAAGCAAUGCUAUUCCUUCUAAUAUUGAAUAUUUUGUAUCUUGUCAGUGUUACAGUGGCUUUACUGGAACUUAUUGCCAAUCUCUGAUAUAAUGCAGUGUUUUUCAUUCAUGUUGAAAUUAAAGUCAAAAUAUUGUUUCAUUUUAUAAAAUAAUUUUGCAAUUCCAGCACACUCUGUAUAUGUUAGUAUUGCAUUAACAUACAAUGUUACUUAUUCCUAUUAAACUAUUAUUUCAUUUUCAUUCAUGUUUAAGUUAAAAUAAUGUUUUAUGUACUAAAAACCAUUUUGUAAUCCAAGCACACUCCGUAUUGUCUCCAGCAUGCACUCUUAAGACUAUUGCCAAUACUUUCAACUUUCAAUAUAUAUUUUUAAUUCUUACCAUUUCAGUUAACCAUUAAACCAAAACGCCAAUUUCUGAAAAGGAUUAAUCACAUAUUUUACAUCUAAAGUAAAAAGAUUUGAUGCUGUUACAAUUGUACUAUGUUGUCUGUGUGUUCCAUUGCAUUAUCCCUAAUAUUCUAAAAAUAUUAUAAUAUAUAUAUAUAUUAUUCCAAAAAUAGUAUUUCUUGAUUUACUGUUGUGUUUUUUAAUCCCAAUUCAUUUUCUUUUUUGUUAAACAAACACAUGUUUUUCUUUAUUAAAGUUAAAGUAAUAUAUCACCAUUGUUCA